Anopheles cruzii is the source of this 2383-nucleotide messenger RNA. It is a transcript of the gene Mgat2, whose product is annotated as alpha-1,6-mannosyl-glycoprotein 2-beta-N-acetylglucosaminyltransferase. Gene Ontology annotation, molecular function: alpha-1,6-mannosylglycoprotein 2-beta-N-acetylglucosaminyltransferase activity. Gene Ontology annotation, biological process: oligosaccharide biosynthetic process; protein N-linked glycosylation. NCBI's taxonomy places the organism in Eukaryota, Metazoa, Arthropoda, Insecta, Diptera, Culicidae. Bases 261 to 1874 code for a protein of 537 amino acids. The record is from RefSeq and is a predicted model, not a curated record. The transcript has 11 exons. Gene Ontology annotation, cellular component: Golgi membrane; Golgi stack.
UGUGGUGAAUCCGCCUUGCCUGACGAUAAAAACGGUAACACGGUUGCAAAAUGGUGCACAGUUCCAGUCUAAACGAAAGCCUACGGUGCCGAUUUGGCGAGAACUGUUGAGGAGAGGAACCGGUAAACAUAUCGCACCGGACCGUGUCGGGUCGAGAAUCUUCGCUCUGUCGCGGCCAGUCGCGCACCAACACACACCCCGCGACCUCUUGGUACCUCCUGGAACCAGCGGGACCGCCACCGAGCACCGGACAACACUGUAUGAUGAGAGGACGACGGAUUCCGAUCGCACUACCGAACACUGGUGCACUGUCCCGCAGACGACACACGCUCUACAUCCGUUCCGCCAUCAUUGUAUUCAUUCUGUUUGCGUUUCUACAGUUCCACGUGAUAAACUAUGACUCCUCCGACGGUGGAUCCAGCGACAGUACCAACUAUUCGACGGCAGCGAUCCUGCAGAUGGUGCCACCGGUGUUUCAUAAAUAUUUGACCGGAAAGGCCCGCAACGCAACGCACGCUCAAAACGGCACCCACUUCGGUAGCGACGGCCCCCGGACGGCCAACAUCAGUGAGAUCCUGCGCAUGAUACACCGCUACAACGAGCUGCAGACGGUCCUGAACGAGGACAUCUACGGUCCAUUACAAAAUGAUUCUGUGAUAAUAGUAGUGCAGGUACACAAACGAAUAACUUACUUACGGCACUUAAUUGUAAGUUUGGCCCAGGCAAGAGACAUUUCGCGCACGUUACUCGUCUUCUCGCACGAUCACUACGAUGACGAAAUCAACGAUCUGGUGCAGAGCAUAGACUUCUGCAAAGUGAUGCAGAUUUUCUAUCCCUUCUCGAUACAAACGCAUCCGAGUGAGUUCCCCGGUGCCGAUCCGGGCGAUUGCCCAAGGGAUAUUAAAAAGGAGCAGGCGUUGUUGCGAAAGUGCAACAAUGCACUCCACCCCGACCUGUACGGCCACUACCGGGAGGCCAAGUUCACCCAAACCAAACACCACUGGUGGUGGAAGGCGAAUCGAGUGUUUGACCAGCUGGAGGUCACAAAGUACCACACGGGUAUGGUAGUGUUCCUGGAGGAAGACCACUACGUGGCGGAAGACUUCCUCUACAUCCUGGAGCUGAUGUUCCGGAAGUCGCAGGAUCUGUGCCCGAAGUGCAACAUACUGUCGCUGGGCACGUAUCUCAAAACGUUCAACUACUACACGUACAACAAGAAGCACCAGCAGCAGCAGAAGCUCCUGCAGCAGCAGCGCCAGCUACAGCAGCAACAGUUGCUGCAAAAGCAGCAACUAAAGCGCCAACAGGAGCAGCAGCAGCAGCAGCAACCGGACCAGCAAGAGUCGGGCCAGCCGCAGGUGACGACCGAAAAGUAUGCAUCGCAGUCGCAGUGGGGCUACCAGGUGCUGCCGACACUGUACUCGAUCUAUCAGAAGGUCGAGGUAACGCCGUGGGUCAGCAGCAAGCACAACAUGGGCAUGGCGUUCAACCGGACCACGUGGUACGAGGUGAUGCGCUGUGGGCGCCACUUUUGCGAGUACGACGACUACAACUGGGACUGGUCGCUGCAGCACGUCUCGCAGCAGUGCCUGAAGCAGAAGCUGCACGUGAUGGUCGUGAAGGGCCCCCGGGUGUUCCACAUCGGCGAAUGCGGCGUGCACCACAAGAAGAGCAACUGCGAAUCGAACCAGGUGAUAUCGAAGGUGCAGCAGGUACUGAAAGUGGCCCGCGGUUCCCAGCAGCUGUUUCCGCGCUCGAUCUCCCUCACGCAGACGAGCGUGAUCAAGAAGACGAAACUGCGCAAGGGCAACGGUGGCUGGGGUGACCAGCGUGACCAUCAGCUGUGCUUCAACAUGACGCUCGUGGGGAGGUAAUAAACUAUAGCGUCAUCGGAGCCGAGUCCUUCCAGCCGCCGCCGGCACGCACAUUCCGCGUUUUAUUUCCGCAAUACAACGACUGUUGUGAACACUCGGCCAAGGAGCCGACAGGACGCCGCCGCCGCCUCGUGGCGGCGGAUCGGUUUAACAACAGAGCUAAACCAAAAUAACAUCCUGUGUUACUUUUGUAGAAGAAGCAAUGCAAUGAAAUUAGGUUGGUUAGGUUAGGUUGCUUACAAACCGUGUACAUUCUGUUUGAGUUCACGGGCUCAGCCGGCUCAGUCGGCUAGGUUUUAACCGAACGUUACCAAAAACUGGCGCUCCACAAGCGUGUGUGCGGGGCGCCUUACCAAGACACAAGUAUUAGAGUUAGAUUUUAUAACAGUGUAAGACACAGGAACACAGUGGAAUCAUCGAAGUCGGGUAGGAGACACGUACCCUGGAGCUAGCUACCAAACUAUUUAAUUUUUUCCCCUAUCGUUGUUAUGUUGUAAUCAGUCAAGCUA